AUGCAAGAAGAUCGUCUAUUUGACAUUGUUGAUCCUAGAAUUUUGAAGGAGGGCUCUAAAAGAGGGAUCAAAGUAUUUGCUAGCCUUGCAGGAAGAUGCCUAAAUGCGAAUGGGAGGAAUUGUCCUACAAUGAGAGAGGUCACAACUGAGUUGGAGGCCAUCCAAAAGUCAGAAACAACUUAUAAUGGGGCUCAACCGAAUUAUGAAGGGGUGUAA
Prunus armeniaca (apricot) is the source of this 216-nucleotide messenger RNA. The record is from the annotation of a GenBank genome assembly. Lineage: Eukaryota; Viridiplantae; Streptophyta; Magnoliopsida; Rosales; Rosaceae.